This is a messenger RNA of Penaeus chinensis, 11337 nucleotides long. Its product is annotated as protein ELYS-like. Bases 674 to 9859 code for a protein of 3061 amino acids. The record is from RefSeq and is a predicted model, not a curated record. The transcript is spliced from 34 exons. Lineage: Eukaryota; Metazoa; Arthropoda; Malacostraca; Decapoda; Penaeidae.
ACAGUCAGUCUCUGGCUCUUCGCUUCUCUCUCCGUCUGUCUGGCUCUCGGCUGCAUUGGCCUUCUGGCUGUCUAUACAAUUGCCUAUUUUUUUUAUCAGUGUCGAUAUUUCUGAAGCAUAUGGUGUUUGUUGUCAGUAGGACAUUGUGUUUGUUUCAUCUCAAAAAUGUCAUGCAAUGUGAAGACUGUUUAGAUUUAAUAUGUUUUCAGUCCUUUCUCUAUAUCUCUCAUGAAUCAAGGAAAAUCUGGGGUUAAUUUGCAACAAUCUUCAUUACUAGGUACAAGGCGAAGUGUAGAAUUGAGAAAUUGAUGAAAGCACUUUUUUGGUCACUCGCUUUUCAGUUGCAGAUUGCAUAUAAACAAUAUGAUUGAUAUUGUAAAUCUUGUAGUUAAGGAUCAGUCACAUUGUAUUAUAUUUCACGUAGCCAAGCAACAUGUUUGCUUCCUUUCGCCAACUUUUGCACAAUGAACGCUGCAGAUUUUCUAAUCCACCUGAACUGACUCCAGUGUCAGAUGCCGCUAUUUAAAUUCUUGUAGCCCUUACUUACUACUAUUCGUCAAAUAAUGAAUCCAUUCUCAUUAUGUUGGUGUGUUUGUAAACCUCUUCUGGCACGUUGAAACUUCAGAGGCCACAGCAAUCCAGACUGGAAGCCACCUUAUCUGAGCGGGUGGAGAUGGUGGGUGUGAGUGUAGUGCAGGUGGCGAAUGGGGUUCGUCACACACCCCUCCCACCUCUCACACACGAGUUACAGCUCAGCCAUGAAGACCACACAAAGGAACUUGACACAUCCUCCCCACCACCUAAAGUGUUGGGGGGAUUUGUUGGAGGGGGGCAGCUUGCUUGGCGAGCCUGUGGCCCCACCUUGGAGGUCAUUGAGCCAACAACAGGAAGGAGAAAAGCUGCAUGGACAUUUGGUGCCAUCAUGCACAAUGCUGAUGCCAGGGUAACAAGUGUGGCUGGUGUUGGGCUUGGGACAAUUUCCCAAGUUGUAGUUGGUGUGGACCUUGGUGCAGACCGAAGACCUCAGGGAAUGGUUGCGCUUUUAUCUCUCCAUUCGUCACGUGUAACUAGAGUAUUUCAUUUUACUUACAAGGUAACAAAUGUGUGUAUGGUGUCCGGUGGAGAAGUGAGUGUGGAUCCGGGCACCUUAUCAGCAGAGUUGCGUCCAUGGCGAGGUCUGUUGGUCGUUGGAACGUCGCAUGGAACACUUCAUCUAGUUGACUUAGCAUUAGACCUGGGUGGUCAUAAGGUUUUGUCUGAUGAGAUCUCUCCAGGAACUUUAGUGAAUAUAACCAUACCAGAUGCCCAAGCAGAGAGUUCCCGGUUCAGUGCAGUUAUGCAAAAUUGCCAUCCAACUGUAUGCUUAAGUGAUGGAAUGAGUCAAAAUGGCCGCUUCCAGCUCAUCGGGCCCGACGACAAUGUGCUUUUUGAGACGGCAAGUCACUGUGUGGUGGUUACUGCCAUGUCCUUCAUCCCACAGCUUGCCUCGCUUGUCAUAGGAUAUAAUUUUGGGGCUUUUCAGAUAAUCAACUUGUCAACUCUAACCAUAGAUUGUGCAAGCCCCUAUGAAGACAACAUGCCUCCAGUACAUUCCUUUGCCUGCCAAGAACCAGAGAAUGACCCCAAGAACUUUGUUUACCUGUGGCUCUGUCGGAGUUGGGGUCCAUCUGAUGAGUCUGAAGGUAAGGAUGGAAGGCCUGCAGGGAGGAACAAAGCCCCAGCAUUGUGCACCAUGUAUACCAUGACCUACGACAAUAAAGUGUGGAUAGAAGGGCACGGACUGUGGUACCAGGGCCUUGCAUCUAUUUCUCCGAGGUUUGAGUUUGAUGCUAUCGGAGGUCUGGGUCUGAAGGGCCAGCCAGCCCAACCCAGCAUGGUGUUCACUGCCAUGACAGUGCGGCAGACAACCCACAAUUCAGCGGUGGCACCGGGAGGAUCUUCAGCUGCUUCGGCACUUGCUACUCCUGAUGAAGAUGCUGGACCAGCACCUGAACAAAGCUUGUCAAUGUUUGGGUGGGUAGGAGGCGUCCUGGAACGGGGGUGUAUUACUGUCAAUCACUACCUGGCUAUCUUUGACAUUAACCAGUGGUAUCAGGCUCAAAUGCCCUCCAAUUUGAAGCUGGAUGAGUCUUUACUGUGCCCAUACAUGAGCUUCCAUGUCUUGGACAGAGUACCUGGAGGAGCCAACGAGUUUGUCCUUGGUGCAGCCCCCAAGCCAGCUUCAUGGACUAGACACAUGUCACGCACUUGUAAUGAUAGUGACUGGUUCCCUGCUGCCCUCUCAUACGAUGCCCAUGUGUUAACUAGUCAAGGUCUGAUGGAAUAUCGAUGCCUGAGUGCUCAGCAGGCAUCCCUGACCUACCUAACUUCCUGUGGGCCCUCUGCAGUCGUGACCCCAGGAGAGGCCCAUGCAAUGUGCACCUUUUCUGGCCUUAUUCCCCAAGACAACCAUAUGGCAACUACAGGAUCUUCUAUGGUUUUGGAGCGUGAAGCCCUUCUGAAUGUCGCUCUGGACCAGCAGUUGGUGUCCCUUUUAGUUCAGUGUGUAGCGGAAUUUUCUGAGGGUCGCUUUACUAACCUCGGAUGCUCCCUGCCAUCUUUACUGGACUGGGCUUGGUCAAGAGUGUGUGCCAUCAAGGCCACCAAUGACAGCCUUAGUCUACCCCUGUUUGACCCAGACUGUGGAGUCAUUAGUGCAGAGAAUAUUACCACUCUUCACCAGAAUCUCAACAGUUUGGCCUCUCUCACCACCGUUGUUACUGCUAUACGGGACUGUGCCAAAACAAACAUGAUAACCAUGAAAGGUGCUGGUGAACUGGAGAGUCGUGUCCAGGUUGUGAGUCUGUUGAUGCUACAUUUGAGUGUUGUUCUGUGGUUUUAUCACUGUGGCCUCCUUUCUCAUAGUCCCACAGAAGAUAUAGAAGAGUGUCAUGUCCCCUUCCCUGCCGAUCUCUUGUGUCGGAUAUACAAGAACAGACGCUCAGAAAUCAAGCGAUUGAGCACCACCCUAAAUGGGGCUGAGAUCCUCAUGAUCGAUGGUUUGUUGGAGGACGUGAAUGGCGGCGGAAGUAUUGGGAAGGCUUGGGAAAAAGAGGGAGGAAGUGGCUUGUACCCUCCUCCUUCCCUGCAUGCCCUGUUAGCUAUCUUCCUACUCCCAGACAUCUCUACCACCACCAAGCACCGCAUUGUCCAGUACCUCUUCCUUGAUCUGGCAUCACUCCUCUCUGAUGGGUACACAAGAGUAGUGGAGGAGUUGGUGAAGUACCCGUCAAGUUUUUCUCUGUCUCCGUCACACAUCAAACUUACACAGGCCUUCUGGCUGCUUGACCAUAAGGACUUUCAGGAGGGACUUAACGUGUUACUGGAUCCACUGGUUAAUGCUAAUGACAUCACACCCGCACAGCAUAGAAGAAUUGUUAAGGCUUUCCUCUAUCAGGGUGAACACACACGGGCACUGACUUAUGCCCAGAUCCGACAGCCUCCAAAGGUGGACUUGGAUGACAUCCGACUGCAUCUCACUCUCCUCUUAGCCAAUGGCUUGAUCCGCGAAGCCUUCCAUUACCAGAGGACUCAUCGAGUUAAGGACAACUCGGAAGAUCUUCUAAAUCAUCUAUACACAGGUUGUGAACAACUUGGGAAACUGGAGUGUGUGGUUCACCUGCCUCUCUCACCCUUGGAAGAGGAUGCUCUUGUGUCCUAUCUGAGGACCUCCUCAUAUCCUGCAGCUCAGGAUUAUCUCCUUGUCUAUUAUCUGCAGAGAGCCAGGUACGAUGAAGCUGCAGUUCUGCAAAAUAGCCUGCGUGGUGGUCUUGGUACUGCCAAAAAGCGACAGGGAGCAAGGUCAGCACUCAUCCAUGGCUAUCUCACACACUUGCCUGAUGUUGCUAAGAAGCUGUCAUCCGCCAACUUGAGCAACAGAGGACCAACACACACAGUCUAUAGCAAACCCCAGCCCCUGUCAGCCCAGAUCCGGCAAGCAGCGUGCAGCCCCAAGACAACUGCAACUAACAUUCAUAAAACGAUACAGCAAGAGCAAGACACAUGGCCAGUAAAUAAGGGUGCGACCACACCCUACACCCCAUUCAGGAGCAGAGCGCAAAGACGUAGAGGGUAUGGACAGCCUGAAGGUCUUGGGUUCGGGGAUAUCAGCUCACCCAAAUUGAGAGAUCCUACCAGGGAGAUAUCCCACACUGUCUUCCCAUCUCGAGUUGAAGCAAGCCAGUUAAGAUACAUUGAUCAUGACGGUGAUAUUGGCCUCUUCAGUCCAACCAUCAAGAGGAGCCGCCAGGAGUUGUCCCUUUUGAAUGAUGAUACUUCAAGACUGAUGGAGUCGGUCCUCAGAAAAAAUAUUCACAGCAGCAUGGACGUGAAUGCCAGUAUGUCUCAAAACAUAUCCUCCGAUUUGCUGUCCUUACUCCAAACCCCAAAAAUUGCCCGGAAGAGGAAGCCUCUGAACCGUUCUGUUGGAGAGUCGCCUCUUACGGACACCCCGCAGUCCAUACUCAAGGUGCGCCAGAUGGUACACAGACCCAUGAGUCCAUCGGCUACCAGCGACACUUCCAUCCCAGUGUUCCCACGAAUUACCAAGAGAGCCAGUAUAUCAGCCAGUGAGGAGGUUGUGACGAACAAAGUCAGCGAUACUACUAUGACUCCCAAGCAACUGCGCUUCCACCUCCCCAAGACGAGAGCAGAAGGAGAGAGCAACAGCAAAGAAGAAGUGCUGGAGAGGGAAGAAGAGGAUGAUCUAGUACCCUUGAAGCUUGAUGAAGAAGAGGAAGAUGCAGAGGAAGAAGAGGAGGAGAGAGGGGAGAGUGAUGAGGCAGUGGAGGAGGAGGAGGAGGAGAAGGAGGGAGAGGAAGAAGAAGAAGAAGAGGAGGAGGAGGAGGAGGAGGAUGUUGAUGAUGAUGAAAAGGAAGAAAUUGAUGAAGAGGAGGAAAAGAUAGCCACAGAACAAGAAGUAGCAGAGGAAGAAUCUAUAGAGAUGGAGGAGGAGGAGGAACCAUCAAGGAAGACAGAAACAGAGGAAGAAGAGAUGAAGGAGGUAGAGGUGGAGGAGGAACCAUCAAGGAAGGCAGAAACAGAGGAAGAAGAGAUGAAGGAGGUAGAGGUGGAGGAGGAUCCAUCAAAGAAGACAGAAACAGAGGAAGAAGAGAUGAAAGAGGUAGAGGUGGUGGAGGAAGAAACAGAAGAAAUGGAAUGCAAUGAUGAAGUGAAAGAAACAAACGGUGGAAAUUGGAUUGCAGUGUCACCACGUCCUGAAAUUCACAAUAAGAAGCUAAGCCCAGUGAGGCGCAAGUCUACUGGAAUCCCAUCGCCACGGCAACCUCUGCCUGGCUACGUGGCCAAAACAACUCAGGGAGAAGCAAUGUUACCCCAGAGCAUCUUCAAGGAGUGUGCUGAUGCAGAUGAAAUGGAUGCAAGCAGAGCAUCUGGGGAUGAAGGAGAUGUUGAGUAUCAAAGCAGGGAGACGACUGUGAAUGAGGACUUUUAUAGCUUCACUGAAGAGGAUGAGUUCAAUAUCUCAGAAAAGUCUGCAACAUCUGUAACAGGAGAUGGGGUGGCCAAGGAAUCUGAUGAUUUGGUUGACAGAGUAGAAGAAAAGGAGCUUGACGUUGAGAAAUCAAGUGAAACAGAAGAGAAAACAGAGUGCAAGCUUGAUCAAGUGCAAAACAAUGGUGGUGGUAUUAUUGAGGUCCAACAGGUAGAAUACUUAGAGGAAACCUCCAAACAGGAAGUCCAUCAUGAGGAGGUGAAGAAAUCUGUUUUGAUUGAGAAAGAGACACACAUCACAAGAGAACUAGAGACCAAAAAGGAAAAGAUGCAACAGCAGCUUAAUGAAUCAGAGCAUUUUGGCACUCUACAGUUUUCCGAUUCUGAAAGCGAAGAUGAAUCGACAACAAAAGCCCAGCCUCAAGAAGAAGCUUCCACUGUGACCAGCCAGGAAUUGGUAUCAGAAGAGAAUGGUGGCAGUGCAGAAAAUGAAGAGGAGAUCAUUGAGAAGCUGUCAGAGGAAGAGGAAGAGAUGAUAGUAGAAGCUCUCUCAGAAGAGGAAGAUCUGAGUCUGGCUCUAGACACAACAGAACGAUUCAGUCCUCUGCGAUUUUCAGAUUCAGAAAAUGAAAAUGAUGAAAAUGAUGGUGGCUCUGAUGGUGAACAGGAGAAAGUUAUUGAUAGAAAUGGAACAGAUAAGACUCUUGUAGAAUUAAGUGAAACCAAAGACAAAGAGGAAAUUAAGGUUGACACUCCGCAGUGGCAUCCUGUAAGCGUGCAGGUUUUCAAAACAGAGAUGGUCUCAGAGACAAAAGUCAUCAGGAAGACUGUAGAAUCUCCAUUACCAAAGGAACCAGUUCUCACAGAGAGCAAAUCAGAAACUAUCAGUGUAGAGAACAAUAACGAAGAAAUUGCGAAAUUUAUUGAAGAGGACGCAUCAAAGAAGGAUGUAGCUGUAACAGAGACAGGAGAACCAGUUGCAAGCCUUGAAGAACAAAGAGUAUCAUCUACCCCGUCUACAAAUGGAUCGUCAGAAGUAAACCACAAAGCAGUAGAAACCAUAUCAUCUUCAGAUAUCUCAGAGUCCUCUACUGGGUUGUCAAAAGAUCAGUUGGAGAAAUCGGGCAUUCCAUCUGCCAUAGACUCCAUGGACAUGGAUGAAGAACAGGGUGAGGUUGGUCAUGAAGAGGGCAAAGAAGUGGAGAAAGACACAGACACAGGCAUAAAGGAGAAUGUUGUUGAGAAAAUGGAAGAAAAGAUGGGUACAUCAGUGGUAGAUAGUGUUGUAGAUUCUAAAGAAAGCAUCUCUGUAGAAAAUGAAAAUAUGGAGACAGAUGAAACCGAUGGGAAGGUAAGUGGUGAAAGUGAGUCCCAGCAGGAACCGGAAGCUGUAGAAAGAGCAGAAGUUGGUAGAUUAGAUGUUACACCACCUGAGGAGACUGAUUCAAAGGAGGAAAAAACUAGUGAUAAGGAAGAUGGUACUGAAAUUAAGUCAGACCUUGUAGAAACUAGAGAUACACAGUCUAGCAAGGUUAAAGAAAUGCUUCAAGAAAUAGAAAGCAGUCCUCCAGAGGAAAGUUCUGAACUUCCUACUAGACCAGAAACACCAACUAGAAAAGCUGAGGAAGUACCAGAAACUUCAAGGGUAGCUUCAGUGCGAAGAAGUCGAAGACUUAGCACAUCAUCACCAGCCACUCCUGCAACCCCAAGGAGAAGCCGACGGACAAGUGGCAGUACAGCAGAUGAACCAGUGACGCCUGCCCACAAGUCUCUGUUAAGUGAAGUUGCCUUUGAAAGGGUGACAAGAUCAGGAAGGAAGAUCGGACAGGUGCCAACGCCCGUUACAAAGAAGCGGGCCACAUCCCCCACAUCUAACCUUGUCUUAUCAGGGAGAAUGCAGAGAAGAGCCUCAGCAGUAGCAGAGGAAGUUCAGAAAGUGACUCAGAGGCUGGAGUUAUCUACUGAUGAAAUUGAAGAGGAACCUGCAGCAGGUCAGGAACCAGAGUCUGUGUCUAUAGCCACUCAUGAUGUCCUGCCAACUCCACCCUCAUCACCAACAACUCCAUCUACAAGGAGACGAAGGAGGCAGAGUUCAGGAGAGGCUGAAGCUUCUGCCACCAAGUCCCCGAUUAGACGUUCUACCAGACAAAGUGCCUUGGAUGAGUCUUUAGGAACAAUUAAAGAAGAAGCAGAGGUAUCAGAGAGUCAAGAGAGUAAGGCCACAAAGAGUAAAACUACCCCUAGGAAAUUAGAAGGUACUCCCACCAAAUCAACACCAACUAAAGCCACACCAACAAGGACACGCAGAAAAUCUGCCAAACAAUCUGCUGUCAUUGAGAGCUUGGAAACAAUUAAAGAGGAUGCAGAACUUUCAACUGGGUUUGUGCCCCUUGUUUUAGAUGAGCAGAUAACAGGAACUCCAUCCCGAAGAACUCGCCGUUCACUUGCAGGAGAGACUAGUCUAACACCUGGCACUCAGACACUUGCAGAGGUUUCAGAGACCACCCCUGAAACAAAGACCCCAUCACGUACCAGGAAAAGGUCCUUAUCAAAGACAUUAGAAGCCACUCCUGAGGUCAAAACUCCUAUGCGUACAAGGCGGCAAUCUGGUGCAUCUGAUGUUUCUGACAUUGCAGGGGAAGCUAAGACACCAACACGAAGGACACGGAAGUCUGUCACAAAGGAAGUGUCAGAAGUCACUCCAGAGAAGAAAACGCCUUCAAGGACAAGAAGACAAUCAGUGUCUUCUGAUGUGUCAGAAGCAGCCCAGGAGGCCAAGACACCAACACGCAGGACACGCCAGUCUAUUUCAAAAGAGUUGGCGGAGACUGUCAAAGAAGCCAAAACUCCAGUGCGCACAAGAAGACAGUCUGCUUCAUCUGAAGUGUCAGAGGCAGCUUCAGAAACCCACAUACCGGCACGUGGAAGACGCCAGUCCAUAUCAGAGGGUAUGACAGAGGUCGUCCCUAAAGCAAGAACUCCCUCACAGAAGAGUCAAUUAUCUCGAUCAGCCAAAAGUACAAGAAGAAGAACAAUACAGGUGUUACAAUCUGAGGAGGAAUCUGCUUUCGAAGCUGCACACCGAUUGAUCUCUGUCCCAUCUCCAGGAUCAGAAAUAUCACAGAGAUCUCCAGAUAGAAUGUCAACCAGAUCUAGCGUCAAUAGCCCACUAACGAGCAUAAAAGACUCAGAGAGCAGUGAAGAAGAAGAGGUGGGCCGAAAGAGAGCAUCUAAGCAAGCAGCUAAGAGAACAGGAAGAAAGUCUUUGGCAGUUGAGAAGACUGUGGAUGAAUCAGCAGUCAGCAAGCGUAAGAGUCGACGUCUCACCAGCAGCACACUCCCAACAGCUAUAGUGAGUGACUUGCCCGAGAAGAUCAAGACUGGCAAGACGUCUCGAAAGUCAGUUGUGUCAUCAAAGCUUUAUGCUGAUACAGAAACAGGGCUGUCCACACCCCCGGAUGUUGGUGCUACCCGUCGUGCGCGGACUUCAAAGAGAGGGAGUUCUGCCUCCACCUCAGUCUUGAUCUUGGAGGAGACAAAGGAGCUGUUGGAUGAAGAAGAGGAGAUGGUCUUGGAGAGUGGGGGGGAUGUGUUUGAAGGUGUAGAUGAAGAAAUAGCAGAAGCUGAAACAGAAGCCCAGGACAGUCCAGAUGUGUCGUACUUGAAGGCAAGCAGCAGGGGCAGAAGGAAGCGAUCCAGCGCCCUUUCUCUACUUUCAGCACCAAAGGAGGGGAGGAAGAUCUCAGCGCUGCCCAAGCGGUCCUUGACAUCCAUGAGAUUGGCAACCGAUUCUUCACAGGAUGAGGAUACAAUGGAAACGAAAGUGAAAAAGACGAAGAAAGCGUCCCGAAGGACCAAAGCAGCAGAUGCGACAAUUCUUGAGCUAGAACCAGAGAGGAGGGACAGUGUUGGAGAUGAGGAGGAGGAGGAACAAAAAGUGGAGAAAGUAGAAAAGAAAAGAAGGUCAGUAAAAAAGACUAAGUCACAGGUAGAAAAGAAGGGAAUGCCAGUAGAUGUGGAUGUAGCAUUAGAGAAGAAACUCGAGGCCGUGCAGGAGAUGGCGGAAGCGACCGAAAGGGAAGCAAAGGCUGAACUUCGGAAAGCAAAAGCCCAAGGAGAAGCUACGAGCAAAGAUACCAAAGAGGAGCAAGUGACGCAGUUUCACUUUGCGACACCGAAGCCUGUCAUCAGCUCGAGGAAAGCCCGAGCACUUGAACACCUGAUGGGGGAAGCAGUGGAAUUCUUGUUUUCUCCUCCUCUAGCGGAAGGAAGGAUUGUUAAAACCCAUGCCAGGAUUGAGGAAGCCAGAAGCAGUUCGAGUGAGUCCGAGACGGAUGCAGCUGUUCCAGAGAAGUCCUUCAACCAAUGAUAGUGGACAAUUGCGGACACUAGUGGAUAGAUUAUCAUGAUUAACUGUGUUCUCUCUCCCCUGGAAAAUGGUAAUUUGUGUUGAUCUUUAGGUAAUGAUCAAAUCUUGCUAACCUCAAAGCUUUAAUGGCUCUUGGGAACUGUAAAUGUGAUCGAGGAGAAAAGAGAAAUAGUUUGAUGAGGAGAUCACUCGCUGUGGUACUGUUUUUACUCUUGAUGUGAAGUGGAACUGUUCUCCUAAACUACAGUAAAUAUAUGCGUUUAUGCAUGGAAAGUGUAUCUGUGAAGUGUGGUAAUUAUAAUAAUGAGGCUUUUGUUUUCUUUUUUUUUUUUUUUUUUUCUUUGUUUUCUUUUUUUUUUUUUUUUUUUACUUAAAACACUAAGAUACUUUCUGUGAUUGACACUGAAAGAAACAUGUUGAGAAUUUCUUUGUUUCUCUUUAUAUAUUUUUCCUAGCUCUUCCUCCCCAUUUCAUUGUUUUCUUGUAUAUGAAUUGUUUUUGCUUUUAGUUACUCUGGAUCAUGUUAUUUUUUACUCGGGUUUAGUAUAAUUAAUAAAAGAAAAUUAUUUCCUUGCCUUUGUUGUUAUAUGUUCAGUGGAUUUAAGUAAGCAACUCUUCCAAUUUAGCAACAUUUUCCCGUAAUUUUAACCCGUUUCGAGAUUAAUGUUGAACCAGGCUGUGAUACAAGUUGUUAGGAUAUAAUGUAUAACCUUUUGCAUAGAGCGAUAAGAGUUAACAAAAUGGAAAACAAAACAGAAAAGAAAGCCCUAAGUUGCACAAAUAUUCAGCUGACGUUAACCUUUUGAUCAGGUAAGGGAUGGCGCUAUUAAACAGGCCUAGUCUUAACCAUAGCACGUGUAACAGGCAGCCACGCUUGCCAACCACAAAUACUUCAAUGUCCUCAGUAGUUUGUAAGGUUUGAAUGUAUCGUGAUUUAGUUGGCUCGUUGAUUUUUUUUUCGUUCAUUUGGUCUUUUUUUUAUUUUUCCUCUUUUUGAAAGAGUUGCGUCGUAAGUGAAUGUAUGUUGCUGUAAGUUUUGUAUGUCAGUAUUCUACAUAAAGCCUUCAUAGCGCAAUGCCGGUCUUACAAUGUUGCGAUGACUAUAUAUAUAUAUAAAAUCAUGUUCACUGCUGCAGCUCAUGUAUUUGUUCUGUUGAUCAAAUUGCUCAAGAUUUGGCGUGUUGGCAUUUUAGUUUGUGAUUUUCUCCUUGUUCUUUUUUUAAUUUGUGAUAACUGUAUAGAAUCUAUUUUAAAGUUAAUAGACCUUGCUAAAUCAAGUCAUCUGCCAGAAUGAAUUAAGGAGAUAGCAUACAGAAAUGGAGACUAUUCUAGGCUUUUUAUCUUCCUACUUUCGCAAGAUAUUUUGGUGCCAUUUUAUAUAUUUUUGAAGCUUUUUGUUCUUUGGAUUAGUUUAAUCUGAGUGGAGAAAGGGAUUUUUAAUUUAAACGGCUUUUUAUAAAUAAAAUACUGUAAAGAAA